AUGUACCCUCACCUGCCGGACAGCGAUGCGUGCGUGCGCCUGCUGCACCGCAACGGCAGCGCCGGGUGCUCCACCCCCGGCAACAGCGCGGUGGAGGGGAACCUCUGGCGCUUGAGUGAUCGAGACAUGGAGGCUGGUUCAGGCCAGCACAUUCCACGAGGGAGCGUGGCUGUCCUCUCGGCGGCGGCACUGGAGGACUUCUUGGCCAGUUUGUCGGCAGAUGCCGCCUGGGCGAGCCACUGGGCAGGGGCCCUGGUCCUCGCCCACGCCCCCGGCACCCACCUGCCCUCCAACCCUCUGCCUGCCAGCGGCGCGCUGCGGCCGGGUUUCGAGGCCGAGGCCCCUUCCCACGCCUGGAACCCGGCCGGCACCGGCUCGGUGCUGCGUGCCCUCCCCAUCCCCCUCUUCAGCCUGAACGCCAGCGCCAGCGAGCGGGUGGCGGCGACCCUCUCACGUGCCCCCAGCACGGGCGCCGGCCCCUCCCCCGCCGCGCGCAUGGACGUGCGCAUGACCGUGCCGGCCGGCGCGACCUCCGAGGCCUGCCUGGCGGCGCGCACCUGCCUGCCCCUCGGCGGCCACACCGUGUGGGCGCGGGUGGGGCCCCGGGGUUCCCGCCCCGCGCCGGUUCUGGUGGCGGCCGUGCAGGACGAGGCCAGCCUGUUCCAUGCCAGGGGGGGAGCCGGCGCGCACGCCGGCGCGUCGGGCCUGAUCGCCACCCUGGCGGCCGCCCGCGCGCUUGGCCGCCGGCCGCCGGCCGCCGGCCGCGCGCCCAUCGUCUUCGCGGCGUUCGCGGGGGAGGCCUGGGGCGCGCUGGGCAGCCGCCGCCUGCUGUACCAGGCCGCCGCCGGGGACGCGGACGCGCUGGACCCCGCCCGCCCCGCGCGCCUGCUGGAGGUGGGGCGCGUGGGCUGCGUCCCCGGCGCGCUGCACGUGCAUGGCGCAGACCGGGGCACGCUGGGCACGCUGCGCGCAGCGGCGGCGGCCGUGCCAGGACUGCGCCUGGCCGAGGCGCCGGCGGGAGGCGGGGCGAAGGGAGGCGCGAGGGGGGGCCUGCCCCCGGGGAGCGCGGCGCAGUCCUACCGCCGCGUCCACCCCGACCUCCCGCUGGCCGUGCUCACCGACUACGACGCGGCGUGGCCGAGCGAUGCCGGCACGCCGACCGACGGCCUGGACCGCCUGGACGUGCGCGCGCUCGCGGUCGCGGCGGAGCUCGUCGCGCGCGCCGCACACGCAUGGGCCUCCAGCGGCGGCGGCGACGGCGACGACACUCCGGGCCUGAGCGUGGACGCAGACUCGCUGGAGCGCGACGCCAGCGACCCGCUUGUCAAGGGCGCCAGGGAGCGCUUCCUGCUGGGCUACCUGGCGUACGCCGCCGCCGGCAUCCGGCCCGAGGCCGAGGGGUACGUGCCGCGGGGCCGGCCCUGCUCGGCCGCCUCCGAGCUGCAGUCUUCGGAGUGCCUGAACGUCACCGCCAAGUAUGUGCCCGCCUACCCAACCGCCCUGGAGUGCCGGGCAUGCGACGGGCAGAGGGCCGGCGGCGAGGGCUGGCACUUCACGGAGGCAGCGGCGACCUGGGAGGCCAGCUUCGGGUGGCCGGAGGAGGACGUGUGGGCCGAGAGCAACUGGCCCACGGGGACCCCCAGCCUGAGCCUGCUGCUGCGAGAAUCUGCGGCCCGCGAGCGACAGGUCCUGCUGGCCGGGGUUGGCGUCGCCCUGCUUUGCGUCGCCGGCGUGGCUUUGCUGCAGAAGCAGGCCCGAGGCUGGCUGCCCGGAGCGGCAGGCGGGGACGGUUGA
Molecule: messenger RNA, 1794 nt
Organism: Auxenochlorella protothecoides
Lineage: Eukaryota; Viridiplantae; Chlorophyta; Trebouxiophyceae; Chlorellales; Chlorellaceae
Product: Nicastrin
Exons: 6
Coding region: 1-1794 (597 amino acids)
Biological process (GO): protein processing
Cellular component (GO): membrane
Source: RefSeq, a predicted model, not a curated record